Schistosoma guineensis is the source of this 870-nucleotide messenger RNA. NCBI's taxonomy places the organism in Eukaryota, Metazoa, Platyhelminthes, Trematoda, Strigeidida, Schistosomatidae. The record is from the annotation of a GenBank genome assembly.
AUGUCUACUGGUUAUAUACUACUGACAGAUGAUGCAUACGGUCAAGAUUUGUAUAUGUUAAAUAGAUGUUUAGAUGAUAUUGAAUGGUUUGAAAAGGAUUUUAGAAAAAGUUUUAGAUCUUCACCAGACGAACUUGACAAUAAACAGACUGUAAAUGUAAAACAAAAUAAUGAUGAACCGCCAGAUUCUACUGUAGCAAUCGAUUCUUUACAAAAAGUUAAAUAUGCAUUAAAUAUUAUUGAAAAAAUUCGUAAAUCAGUACCAUAUAUAUCAAAAGAAAUUUUUGUUUAUUUAAUAAGAAUUGUACGUAAAGUUCAUACAGUUGCAAAAUCAAAACAAAUUACUAAUUACAAUUCCAAUAUUGUAGUUGAUGUAAUUGAACCAUUAUUGAAUGAAAAUACUAUUACGUCAAUAUUUAAAUUAUUAUCAGUUAAAACAAAAGAAUUAUGGUUAGAUCUUGGACCUGCAUGGAAUACACCAAGCUCAAAGUGGCCCAAUCCAUUGAACAUUUAUAUGCCAAUAUUUUAUCAUCCAUUGAAAAAAAGAUCUAGACAUAGAUCAAAUGAAGUGAUUAGUCGAAAUCCAGUAUUUAAUUCACGAAUAGUUCUGAAAGGAGCAUCAGAAAUCAAUGAUGAAUAUGAACCACGUUUUCAUGGUGGUUUGCGUUAUUUCCGCAUUGAUGAUAAAGAAUAUUUGGCCUAUCAACGAUUUCGAAAAAGAACUAAACAACAUGAUGAAUCUCUAGGUAAAUAUAUUACACGUGAUCCACAAUCAGUUCAUAGUUAUACUAAUAAUAAUAAUAAUAAUAUAAAUGGGAAUCAAGAUUAUGUAAUCAAGUUAUCUGAUCAUCAUAAAAAAAUUGCACUCUGA